Molecule: messenger RNA, 1550 nt
Organism: Eucalyptus grandis
Lineage: Eukaryota; Viridiplantae; Streptophyta; Magnoliopsida; Myrtales; Myrtaceae
Product: LEAF RUST 10 DISEASE-RESISTANCE LOCUS RECEPTOR-LIKE PROTEIN KINASE-like 2.2
Exons: 1
Coding region: 227-820 (197 amino acids)
Biological process (GO): protein phosphorylation
Molecular function (GO): protein kinase activity; ATP binding
Source: RefSeq, a predicted model, not a curated record
AGCAAGAAGAAAAAACAAAUAAAUACAAAAGCCAUCAUAGGUAAUCCGUUAAAUCGUUCAAGAUUUAUUUGAUAAGCAUUUGUGUCCUAGCAGGGAAACAUGGCAAUUUGGGGACAAAAGCCAUCAUAGGUAAUCCGUUAAAUCGUGUUUUUCGUUGAUUAUUUUCUAUAAAGAUUCACAACUUAGAAGUCUCGAUAAAGUGAUGAAGUGAGAUUGCCGUUUCGGAAUGUUCUAUGUUUUUUCAGGAGUAGCAACAUUAGGAGCUGGAAUUGGGAUCGCCCUUAUUUUAAUGCUUUCCUUCCAGAAGAAACCAAUGAUAAGAAGAAUUAUGGCUUUGAUAAAGCAAAGGAGUGAGUAUUUCGAUGGCGAAAAGAAAAUCGAGGGACUCAUCUCUUCGAGAAGGUACAUCGAUAAAGACAUCAAGAGGAUAACCAACUCUUUCAAAGAAAAGUUAGGCCAGGGAGGCUAUGGUUGUGUGUACAAAGGCAAGCUUCAAGAUGGCCAACUUGUGGCAGUGAAGCUUCUAAAGAAGUUGAAAGGCGAUGCCGAAGAAUUUUUCAAUGAAGUUGCGAGCAUAAAUAGGACUUCUCAUGUCAAUGUUGGCAACCUCUUGGGAUUCUGUUUUGAAGGAAGCAAAAGAUCUUUGGGUUAUGAGUUCAUGCCUAAUGGAUCCCUUGAAAAGUUCAUAUUUAAUAGGAGUAACAUCAUUGGAGUUAGAUCAACUAUUGAGUUGGGACACAUUGUACCAGAUUUCCCUUGGCAUAGCUCAUGGGCUAGAGUACUUGCAUAUAUGAUGCAACAUGAGGAUGUUGCAAUUUGACAUAAAGCCCCACAACAUUCUCCUCGAUGCAAACUAUUGUCCCAAGAUUUCUGACUUUGGUCUUGCCAAAAUAUGCCCAAGAGAAGAGAGCAUUGUGUCAAUGCUAGGUGCCCGAGGCACUGCUGGAUACAUUGCUCCAGAGCUUAUCAUAAGGAACAUCGGAGGGGUUUCUCAUAAAUCAGAUGUCUAUAGCUAUGGCAAGAUGGUUCUGGAGAUGGUCGGUAGAAGGAAAAUCAACCAAGUCACGGUAGAUCGUACUAGUGAAGUAUACUUUCCUCAUUCAGUCCACUAACGUCUAGUGCUUCGAGAAGAUCUUGGGUUGCAUGGGAUCACAAAUGACGAGGAAGAAGGAAUCACAAAGAAGAUGAUUGUAGUAGGCUUAUGGUGCAUUCAGAUCAAUCCAAGAGCUCGACCUUGUAUGACUCAAGUUGUGGAGAUGCUAAAAGGAAGUGCCGAGGCCUUGCAAAUUCCUCCAAAACCAUCCUUGUCAUCAUCCUCAAGAGUGCUGGAGGCUUGUCCAUGUGAAAGUUCUUCUUUGCAAGAGAGUAAUGACUCGAGUUGUCAUUAUUCAAUUUCACUUAUAGUAGACUAACAUAGUUUGUAAUAGAGUAUAUAAAAACACUAAAAAAGGCUGUCAACAUUUUAAUUAAUGACUAUUGAGCUUUUCAUGAACUUGUGAUCAAAUGUCUAGAUUAAAUUCCUAUGAGUAUGAUGGAAAAGCAAAGAAGUG